This is a messenger RNA of Schizosaccharomyces osmophilus, 1110 nucleotides long. Its product is annotated as conserved fungal multispanning membrane protein. NCBI's taxonomy places the organism in Eukaryota, Fungi, Ascomycota, Schizosaccharomycetes, Schizosaccharomycetales, Schizosaccharomycetaceae. Bases 1 to 1110 code for a protein of 369 amino acids. Gene Ontology annotation, cellular component: Golgi apparatus. The record is from RefSeq and is a predicted model, not a curated record. The transcript has 4 exons.
AUGAAGUUACUCCAAUCACUUGGUCGUUUCAAAUACUUUCUUCGAUCUCUGGCAAAGUCAUCGCUAUGGUUUCUUCUGCUGAUCACGAUGGAGGCAGUCAUCAAUCUAUGUUUUUCUUCCUAUACAUUUGGACAGUAUUAUCAUUUUGCUGAGAGAAUUGAAAUUGUUAAUGAGGCUGUAACGUCCAUGCUUGUUGUGAUCCUUUUAGGAUCGCUCUAUCUACUGUAUGCCGGUUGGGAAGCUGUUUUACAGAAAAACGUUGUUGCCACCAGUGCUGUUUUACUAUUUCACGUUUCGUUCUUUAUUUAUUCCAUCAUUCAAUAUGUGCAACUAGGAUUUUGCUUACGCUAUGCGCAUUGGAUUUUCAGUAAAUCCAGAUUUCUACCUUUCCGUCAGAUCAACUUGUAUACCUCGUUUAGCAAGUACGAGUCUGUAUUCAACAAUUCAACAUUUACGUUUUACAAUUUGCAAGCCUUCUACGUAGCUUUGCCCGUUGUCAUAGGUUUGAUUGGUAUAAUCCUGUGCUUUUUAGUCUACCGUAUGAACAAAGUAUAUGGGUGGGUUAUGUAUCAACGGCACGGGCCAGAUCUUCACAUGAGACGACGAUACCUCAUUUACGAAAUCUUUGUUGCUUUGGUGAAGUUGGAUUUUUACUUUUGUUCUUGUUUAGCGAUUCAAAUAGCAAUGAUGAACAACCAACCGACGGAGGAUCAUUAUGAAAAAACUCGGCUUGUUCUUAUGCUAUUAUUAAUUCCCUACACUUUGUUUGUUUUGUCUAUUUCGCUGUAUGCUGUGCGUAAAGAAAGCUAUGUUUUGAUGAUAUACGUGGAGAUGAUGAUGCUUGCAGGGUCGGCGUACUACUUGUACUAUAUGGUCGUUGUGUACAGUAGCAAAAGCAAUUUGUUUUUGAAUUAUAACGUAUAUGCUUCCCUACCUGUGACACUAAUAACCGUAACCCAUGUGUUGACCACUUUUGCGGUAGGGAUUACAUGCAUGAUCAACUUUGGUCAUGGACUUCGUGAAUACUUAAACUAUUUGAAUCAAAAGAAAAAGGAAGAGUCGAAAAAUGCAUUGAAUCUUCCAAGGUCUCGUAGACCCAUUGACGAUUAA